UGGCUUCGACUGCGUCAGGAAUGCUGGCGAGUCCUGAGAAAUAGAUCGACCCAAAACGUCCGUCCGAAUACACUUUUCUUUGCUUUAACGUCAUCAAAUGGACCGUCUAACAUCUUUUUCAAAUGAUCCCUUCGGUAAGCCGCCCUGCGGAGGCUGCUCAUCUUAUCUAACCGAGCCGUACAUCAAGUGUGCGGAAUGUGGACCUUCACCAUUUUUAUUAUGUCUGCAGUGUUUCACCAGGGGAUUUGAAUACAAGAAGCACCAGAGUGAUCACAAAUAUGAAAUUAUGACUUCAGACUUCCCGGUGCUGGAGCCCGGAUGGACGGCGCAGGAGGAGAUGGCGCUGCUGGAAGCCGUCAUGGAUUGUGGGUUUGGGAACUGGCAGGAUGUGGCAUACCAGAUGCGCACUAAAUCCAAAGAGGAAUGCGAGAACCACUACAUGAAGAAUUUCAUCAAUAACCCGCUCUUCUCUUCCACCUUACUCGGCCUGCGCAAAACUAAAGACUCGCGCUUUGCUGAAGGGGCCAUUCCUUUCAAACCCACUGAUGAUCCCCCUCGGCCCACGUUCGACUCCGUGCUGUCUCGAGACAUGGCAGGUUACAUGCCAGCCAGAGCAGAUUUCAUGGAGGAGUUUGACAACUAUGCAGAAUGGGAUUUGAAAGACAUAGACUUUGUGGAUGAUGACUCAGAUAUCUUACAUACACUGAAGCUGGCAGUUGUUGAUAUCUAUCACUCAAGGUUAAAAGAGAGACAAAGGAGAAAGAAGAUCAUCAGAGACCACGGGCUGAUCAACCUGCGCAAAUUCCAGAUGCUGGAGCGAUGCUACCCGAAGGAGGUGCAGGAUCUCUAUGAUGUAAUGAAAAGAUUCGCCAGAGUUGUUGGACCGAUCGAACAUGACAAGUUCAUCGAGAGUCAUGCAUUGGAGUUUGAGCUGAGGAGAGAAAUCCGCCGGCUGCAGGAGUACAGGAAAGCAGGGAUCAAGACUUUCUGCAGUGCCAAAGUGUACGAACGGGCGGGUCGAAUGCGCGACGAGGAGCGGAGGAAGAGGACCAUGUUCUGUGAUGUGCUGCAGUACAUCCAGGAUGGCCGAGCCUGUCAGCAGUGGCUCAGCAAACAGGCUGCAAUAGACGCUGGCAUCACUCCAGCUGUCACAACCAUCACAGUUUCAGCAACGGGCAGACGGAGCGCCCCUCCUCUCAACCUGACUGGACUGCCGGGAACAGAGAAGCUCAACGAGCGCGAGAAAGAGUUGUGUCAGGUGGUGCGGCUGGUGCCAGGGGCCUACCUGGAGUACAAACAGGCCUUGCUGAACGAGUGCAGGCGACAGGGCGGGCUGCGGCUGGCGCAGGCACGCGCGCUGAUCAAGAUCGACGUCAACAAGACAAGAAAAAUCUAUGAUUUCCUGAUCAAAGAGGGCUGCAUCACAAAGGCGUAGGAGUCUCUGACCACAGUGGAGGCUGGACGGCCGUCAGCGGUUCCUUUUAUUGUGAUUUUUUCCCCCUCUUUUUCCUUUUAAUCAUUGUCAGAGUUGAGUUAGAGGUUCAGAUUGCUGCUGUUGUUUUGAAGGAUUAUAACGUGUUCAUUCAUGUUGUGUGGCUUUUUUUAUUAUUUCUUCUUCAAAUUGUAUUACAAUUAUAUCUUUGUAUAACUCUCAGAACAAUGACUCAUUUAAAUGUGGAUGUAUUUAUUUCUGUUAUUAUGUUAAUAAAAUAAUUUGGUGUGCCA
Molecule: messenger RNA, 1725 nt
Organism: Cololabis saira (Pacific saury)
Lineage: Eukaryota; Metazoa; Chordata; Actinopteri; Beloniformes; Belonidae
Gene: tada2a
Product: transcriptional adaptor 2A
Exons: 15
Coding region: 98-1435 (445 amino acids)
Biological process (GO): regulation of transcription by RNA polymerase II; chromatin remodeling
Cellular component (GO): SAGA-type complex; nucleus
Molecular function (GO): protein binding; zinc ion binding; transcription coactivator activity
Source: RefSeq, a predicted model, not a curated record